Gloeophyllum trabeum ATCC 11539 is the source of this 915-nucleotide messenger RNA. RefSeq lists its product as uncharacterized. Gene Ontology annotation, molecular function: oxidoreductase activity. NCBI's taxonomy places the organism in Eukaryota, Fungi, Basidiomycota, Agaricomycetes, Gloeophyllales, Gloeophyllaceae. The transcript has 3 exons. The record is from RefSeq and is a predicted model, not a curated record. The coding region runs from base 1 to 915 and encodes 304 amino acids.
AUGUCCCAGCAGAAGAACAACCCUCUCCUCGAGCAGUUCCGUAAGGGCUACAAGCAGCCAGUGCAGGACCAGCCCGGCGCGCCUGGAUUGCAGGAGAAACUCGACCCCCAGCCGUUGGACGAUGUGACCGCUGACGGGAAGCCAUAUAAGGCUGCGAACAAGCUAGAGGGCAAGGCAGCUCUCAUCACCGGCGGCGACAGUGGAAUCGGACGAGCCAUUGCGCUCCUAUAUGCUCUUGAGGGUGCCGACCUGACUUUGACGUACCUUCCGCAAGAGGAGAAAGAAAUAAAAGACGUCGAAGCCCGCAUAAACGCCAAGACCGGCGGCAAGCUCAAGGUCGUCACCAUCGCUGCCGACGUCCGCAAAGAAUCAGUGUGCCAGGAAGUUGUCAAGAAGCAUCUGGAGGCUCACGGCCGACUGGACGUCCUCGUCCUCAACCACGGCACCCAGGAGUCCAACACCGAGCUCCCCACGCUACCAACCGAGCAAUGGCACAACACGUUCGACACCAACCUCCACUCCUUCUUCUACUUCUGCAAGGCCGCUCUCCCAAACAUGGGUCCCGGUGGAAGCAUUAUUUUCAACGCGUCCAUCAACUUUGCGGUCGGGCAUCCUGAGUUGAUCGAUUACACUGCGACUAAGGGCGCCAUGAUCGGCCUAGCUCGCGCACUGAGCAACCAAGUUGCCGGUGAUGGCAUACGCGUCAACGCUGUGGCUCCUGGUCCCAUCUGGACGCCGCUAAUUCCUGCCACAAUGACGAAAGAAUCAAAAGAGUCUUUCGGCCAGUCGGUACCCAUGGGUCGCGCCGGCCAGCCAAUCGAAGUUGCUACUUCGUUUGUUUUCCUCGCCAGCGCAGACUCGAGUUAUAUCAGUGGACAGGUCUUCCAUGUCAACGGUGGCGUCGUCAUCAAUUAG